Messenger RNA from Ruditapes philippinarum (Manila clam), 1184 nucleotides. Its product is annotated as neuromedin-U receptor 2-like. Gene Ontology annotation, biological process: G protein-coupled receptor signaling pathway. Lineage: Eukaryota; Metazoa; Mollusca; Bivalvia; Venerida; Veneridae. Gene Ontology annotation, cellular component: plasma membrane. Gene Ontology annotation, molecular function: G protein-coupled receptor activity. The record is from RefSeq and is a predicted model, not a curated record. The transcript has a single exon. Bases 114 to 1184 code for a protein of 356 amino acids.
UACUGCCGUGAUCUGAGUGCUUCAUUUUACAGAAGAAAUUUUGUACACAAUACAAGAACAAAAUUAUUAACGGAGUAAACAUAUUUUGCUUUUUGAAUAUAUUUGAGUAAAGUAUGAACUAUCUAAUUGCAUCGUUUUCAAAUUAUACAAUUUUAAGGUCAAACCAGUCGGAUAUUAUUCAAAAGUACCGUGAAUACAAAAUAAAAAGAUGCAUUUGGAUUAUAAUUCCACCAAUUUUGUUAUUUCUUGGAACCAUAGGUAAUUGUUUAACUAUAAUCGUAUACACAAAAUCGUCAUUGAAGACAACUGCUAUGGCUGUGUACCUGACGGCUCUUGCUGUGUCAGAUAUAAUUGCAUUAUACACGGGCUUCUUCACGGAAUGGUUGACCAUAGCAUUUGAUUCUAACAUCAAAAACUAUAAAUCUAUCGGAUGUAAAAUUCACUCCUGGUUUUUGUUUACAUCAGUUCAGUUUUCGGCUUGGGUUAUUACAAUAAUAACUGUUGAAAGAGUUAUAUGUGUUUGGUUUCCAUUUCGAGCACGGCGAGUUGAAUCUAAAAGAUAUGCUAAAAUAGUUGUUGUUUGCCUUUGUGUUAUGUUGAUGAUAUUAAAUUCUCACGCACUCUAUGGAAUAGUUUACAGAUUUGACAUUGAACCGAUUUUCCCGUCAUGUGCGGCUUCAAACGAGGACUAUCGUUACUUCUUUCAAAACAUUUGGCCAUUCAUUGACUCAACGGUUUACUGUUUUGUUCCAUGUACAUUAAUAAUAAUUGGAAACUCGCUUAUUCUUUAUAAACUGAAACAGAAAAUUCCACACUUUCCUAAAUCUGAAUUGGAACAUUGCGACUUCAGAAGAAACUUUAAAGUUGCCCGAAAACGGAAGUCAUUGUUUCCGCUGAUCUUUUGUCUUAACACCGUUUUUGUUCUGACUACAGCACCAAUUAGUAUUUAUCAAGUGGCUUUAAACUUUACUCAUGUUUCUGACAUUGAGAUACAUUCUUUGAAGUAUAAUCACCUGUUUCUUUGUUGGACAAUGCUUUUAAUGGUCAUGUUUUUAAACCAUUCUAUUAACUGUUUACUUUACUGUUUGACAGGAGCAAAAUUUAGACGUGAAAUAGUGUUGAUAUUUUGUAAUAGAUACAUAACGUCAUUAAGGCGUCAUCGCCAGCAGAACGAACAUAAAUAG